AAAUAUACCGUAAUAAAAAUGAAUCAGAAAAACCCACUCAAAAUUUCCGAGAUAAUUAACACAGGAAAUGAAGUAUCUGAAUGAAAGAAGAGAUUUUGAAAAUGGAUAAAGAAGAAUUGGGGGUAACAUCAUAUAUAAAGGUGUGGAACUCUCGCACGCACUUUUUCUUUGAAACCGGUAAACGUGAGACAAAAGGUCGCGUAAGACACACUUCCACUUGCAUCCCUUCCUCUGUUUUUUUCUGUCAAUAUAUAAACCCCCACAACCAAACAAGCCCUCUCCACCUCUCUUCUCUUCUCUUCUCAUCUCAUUUCUCUUCUCUUCCACACGAACCCUAUCUUCACACAUUCACUCACCACCACACAUUCACAUUCAUUCAUUUCCCCCCAAACCCAAUUCAAUGCCAAUCCCCUGCGCCCAUUUCAUUGCCUCGGAGAAAGCAGCCAUGGAAGCUGGCCUUCCUCUCCCCUCUUCCUCUCUCUCUCAGCUCAUUCUCACCCAAGACGAUUUGAAGAAAAUCGCCGCCUACAAAGCCGUCGAGUACAUCGAAUCCGGUAUGGUUCUCGGCCUCGGAACCGGCUCCACUGCCAAACACGCCGUCGACCGAAUCGGCAAGCUUCUCCGUCAGGGCAAGCUCAAGGACAUCGUCGGAAUCCCCACUUCCAAGAAGACGCACGAGCAAGCCCUCUCUCUCGGGAUCCCCUUGUCGGAUCUGGACUCUCACCCCGUCGUUGAUCUCGCCAUUGACGGCGCCGACGAGGUUGAUCCUUACCUUAACCUCGUCAAGGGCCGCGGUGGCUCCCUCUUGAGGGAGAAGAUGGUUGAAGGUGCUUGCAAGAAGUUCGUUGUAAUCGUCGAUGAGUCCAAGCUCGUUAACUAUAUUGGUGGUAGCGGUUUGGCUAUGCCCGUUGAAGUUAUUCAAUUUUGUUGGAAGUUCACUGCUUCCAGGCUUCAGAAUCUCUUUCAGGAAUCUGGUUGCGUUGCAAAGCUCAGAACUUUGGGCGAAAAGGCUGAGCCUUAUGUCACUGAUAAUGGCAACUAUAUCAUUGAUUUGUAUUUCAAGCAGAGUAUUGGGGAUUUGAAGGCUGCCAGCGAUUCCAUUCUGCAAAUCGCCGGUGUUGUGGAGCAUGGAAUGUUCAUUGACAUGGCUACCACUGUUAUUGUUGCAGGUGAACUUGGCCUAAUUGUCAAGAAUAAGUAGUAGCUUAAUUCAAACACCAUUAAAUGACAUGAACAAUAAUGUAGGCAAAAUUGGAAUGAUCAGGGAGGUAGUUUAAUUCGUCAAGGUUGAUGCUUUGACAUUUGGGGAGCCCUUUGGGGGCUUCUAACAUACGAUAUCUGGUGUAGUUGCAAUUGCUGGAGAAAAUAUCUUAAUUUCUCCGCCAAUUUUGUUAUUUUUGACCUAGUUUGAGCAAGCAAGCACAUGUCUGUCUUAUUUGCAUGUUAACUGCUUUUAUUGAUGUUUUGAUAAGCAUAAUGUAAUGGUUGUAAUCUGAACAUGUUGAAUAGUUGCCUUUCACAACAAAGUUCAUAAUAUAUUAUUAAGUAGCCAACUACAUAAUGAAAAGAGCUGAAUAGAUAAGAUAAUAUUAUGGACCACUUCUUUUAAGUAGCCAACUACAUAAUCUGUACGUGGUAGAAUGAUAAGAUAAUAUUAUGGACCA
Molecule: messenger RNA, 1664 nt
Organism: Arachis duranensis
Lineage: Eukaryota; Viridiplantae; Streptophyta; Magnoliopsida; Fabales; Fabaceae
Product: probable ribose-5-phosphate isomerase 2
Exons: 1
Coding region: 401-1201 (266 amino acids)
Biological process (GO): pentose-phosphate shunt, non-oxidative branch
Molecular function (GO): ribose-5-phosphate isomerase activity
Source: RefSeq, a predicted model, not a curated record